Messenger RNA from Homarus americanus (American lobster), 1852 nucleotides. Its product is annotated as mitochondrial amidoxime-reducing component 1-like. The record is from RefSeq and is a predicted model, not a curated record. The coding region runs from base 405 to 1406 and encodes 333 amino acids. Lineage: Eukaryota; Metazoa; Arthropoda; Malacostraca; Decapoda; Nephropidae. The transcript is spliced from 9 exons. Gene Ontology annotation, molecular function: catalytic activity; molybdenum ion binding; pyridoxal phosphate binding.
AAUCUAGCGUGGUCUAGAGAUCUUGGCCCCCUGGACUAGGGUAUUAGGGGCUGUGCCACUGUGGCCUAGAGUUCUUGGGCACCUGGACUAUGGUUUGGUCAAUUUAUAGUCGAGGACAUAAUUAGACACUGGGAAUUCGCGAACCCCAGUUUGAGAAUCAUGUGUAUCGUUUUUAUUACUUACUAUCACCCACCCAAAGAACAUCUGUGGAAAAAAAUGAACGACAUCGAAUACCUCCUUCUCGCGGAAGUGUUGUUCCCAGACAUUACCCAAUUUUAUGGACUUAGCUUCAUCAACGUUGAGCGGUGACCUCUUGUGGGGCAAUCAUCCACCAGCCCCAGGUAUGAACACUCAACUGAGUAGUGCGGGGAUAUUUGUAAAUGGUUGUGGAGUAAACAGGAAACAUGAUCAUCAUUCCACUCCUCACUCUCACUGUCAUUCUGUUAACCUCAAUUUACUGGGUCAUCGCCAGGAGGCCUCGCGAAAAGAUCAUUAUGGUUGCCCACAAGACCCGGGAUGAAGUGAAGAACAUGAAGUGGGAGUCUGCUGGCAAAGUGACCAAGAUAAUAAUAUAUCCAGUCAAAUCCUGUAGUGGAACUGUCGUCAAGUCAGUCAAGGCUGAGCCACUGGGUAUAGUGGAUGGGACAGUUAGAGACAGGUCUUUUGUAGUUAGAACUGAGAAGGGAAGUAUGGUCACAGCUAACAUGAUACCAUCCUUGGUGCUGAUACAAUCCAGUAUUGAAGACAACAUUUUAACACUAAAGUUCCCUGGCGCAAAAGACCUGACAGUUGAUGUCACUCAGGUGAAGGAAAACAAUAAGGAAAUGACUUUAGAUAUUUGGGGUCAUCCAGGCUCAGGCUUAGACUGUGGUGAAGACUCAUCCCGAUGGCUUGAAACAAUUUUAGGAUGUAAAUGCUAUUUGCUCUAUCAUGGAGAUCUUCCAUCAAGCAGGAUGACAGAGGAGGAAGAUUGUCCUUUAAUGAGGAAUGAUGAUAAUCCCCUCUAUGCCAAUCUCACGAGCUACAUGCUGAUGACAACAGAAAGUAUUGCAGAUCUUCAGAGCAGACUGGAAUGCAAGGUAGACGAAGAUAACUUUCGACCAAACAUAUUAAUUGACGGAACUAAGGAACCUUACGAUGAAGAUGAUUGGGAGUACGUUAUGAUAGGUGAUGCUGUUUACCGAAAUGUCAAGCCGUGUGAGAGGUGCAUAUUGACUACCGUCGACCCCAAGACAGGCAAGAAAGAUCGCAACCAGGAACCUCUGCGCACUCUGAAGACGUAUCGCUGUCUAGGGAAGCCCAACGAGCCACACCUGGGCAUUCAUCUUGGGCUGGACCUGGCUGGAGUUAUGAGGGAAGGUGAUGAAGUUUUUGUUACAAGAUCAGCAAAGACCAAGAAACGUUAAACAGACGAUCACUGACUCACUCAAUAUAGUUUUGAAGGGCAUUAUUCUUAACCUAACCUAACCUAAAAAUACAGGAUCUGGGUCACUUACUGAAUACAGUGGAUGAACAUUGAAAUUCACUCAUCAGUAUAAUUUUGAAGGGCAUCAUUCCUAAUUGAGGUUCCACAUUGAAGAACAAGGCACAGUACCGUACUCCAGAGGUCGUCCAAGAUACAAACUCAGAAAAAAAUACGGUAUUUCUGAUAGCCUUCUCCACUUAAUAAGCACUGAUAACUUCUCAUCCUAAUACAGAGUUCCCUCCUCUUGGUUUUUCUAACCAUUUUCUUGUUUCCACACACCUUGUCUGACACUUUUUAGCAUUGUACCAUGGAACUGUUCCUGUUCUAUUUAACUACUCUCCCUUCUGACUCCUUUAUUUGUACCGAACCCACCUUGUUUUUUUUUUU